This is a messenger RNA of Ictalurus furcatus (blue catfish), 999 nucleotides long. Its product is annotated as interleukin-17B-like. The record is from RefSeq and is a predicted model, not a curated record. NCBI's taxonomy places the organism in Eukaryota, Metazoa, Chordata, Actinopteri, Siluriformes, Ictaluridae. The coding region runs from base 281 to 859 and encodes 192 amino acids. Gene Ontology annotation, molecular function: cytokine activity. Gene Ontology annotation, biological process: inflammatory response. Gene Ontology annotation, cellular component: extracellular region. The transcript has 3 exons.
AGUGCUGAGUACUGUAAGGUUUUAAAAUCUGUCCUUAAAACUGUCGUGUUCUGUAUUAUGCUCAUUUCCUCACUAUUACAGCAGUAGUGUUGUGUACACUCACUGACCGCACUGACUCUAACGCUCAUUUGGCUCCACCUUCAGCUGCCCAGCACAGGUGUGUCUUCACCUGUGACAAAACCUGGUAUGUAGUGACACGCAUGCUGAUUGCGCCAAAAGGUGUUUAAUACAUGGUCGAACACGUGUGCCAAAUGUAAUCGCAGCGAGCUGAGUGGAAACCAUGGGCAGAUUUUGGAACGAGCUAUUAAUGGUGCUGAUGCUGGCGGAUAUUUUGGUCAUGGCGUUGGCGCGCAAAGAAGGCAAAGCGCGGAAGCGCAAAGUGGAGGGCCAGCAGGACACGCAGCCGCAGCGCAACGCCACUUCCUUCCAGAUUCCCCUCGACCCCAUUCUGACUGGAGACCACACAGCAGGAGCCGGAGAACAAGAGGUGGACUUCGACAAGGCCAUCGAUGACAUGGUGUCCCAGGUGAGGAACAACCCGGCUCUGUCCAAAAGCAAGUGCGUAGUGGACCGCCACCUGUGGAUGUCCAACAGUCGAAGCCUCUCCCCGUGGUCAUACAGGAUCAAUCAUGACGAGAACCGCAGGCCCGUCGACAUACCGGAGGCCAAGUGCGCAUGCGCGGGCUGCAUUAACCCGUUCACCAUGCAGGAGGACCGCUCAAUGACCAGCGUGCUCAUCUACGCCAAGAUCCCGGUGCGGCGGCUGCAGUGUCCCCGCAAGAAGAAGAAGAAGUGCGUGCCGCGUUACCGCACCGUGGUGGAGAGCAUCGCCGUGGGCUGCACGUGCAUAGCAGGCUGACUUCAGCCAAACUAAUCUUUACGAACUCUCACUCUGAUCACGUUUGUUUUUAUUAUUAUUAUUAUUAUUAUUACUGUUCAACUUCAUGUACAUGCUCAAAGUCAAGUUGCUGAACCAAACCGAAAGGGAAUCACAGUGUA